Messenger RNA from Rubroshorea leprosula, 4188 nucleotides. NCBI's taxonomy places the organism in Eukaryota, Viridiplantae, Streptophyta, Magnoliopsida, Malvales, Dipterocarpaceae. The record is from the annotation of a GenBank genome assembly.
UCUUCCAAUCCCUGGAAUUUGGGAUUUUUUUAAAUCCACCGGACCCGCUAACUUGCUCUGCUCAGAUCGCCGGAUUGGAUUCAGGUCAGGUUGGCUCUAUACCAAUACCAUGGUUUCCACCACCACAUCCUCCUCUCGUCAUCGUCUUGGCUGCCACCACUCCCCUGUUGAUUUUGCAUCCCAAACACUUGACGGGUGCUUUGACUUUCCUUCCUCAACUUGCAAUUGUGACCAACUAUCUUCUUCCAGUUCGGCAUUGGAGAUGAGCUGUCAGUCUAAUGGCAAUGCCACUGAUGCUCCUCAAUCUUGUAAUAGUUCCGGAGGAUCUUCUUACUUGGGGUAUGUCAAUGGACCAUCAUCAUCAUCAUCGUCGUCGUCAUCUUCAGCAUUUGUCACUGGAUGGAUGUAUGUCAAUGAACAUGGCCAGAUGUGUGGUCCCUACAUUCAACAACAGCUAUAUGAGGGUUUAUCUACUGGUUUCUUGCCUGAUGAUCUCCCUGUCUAUCCCGUCGUUAAUGGUGCCUUGAUAAAUCCUGUACCAUUGAACUACUUUAAGCAGUUUCCUGAUCAUGUUGCCACAGGAUUUGCAUACCUCAAUGCAACCACUACUCCAACUUACUUUAGUUCUUCCAAUAAGGAUUUGGCAACUUAUAGAGAAGAGGGUCCUGCAGUUACUACUCUAUCAGACCCUAGACCAUCAUCACAAGUCAACUACAACUGCUAUGGCUCCAAUCAUCCAACACUAAACUUAGAUUCUGCUUUCAAGUCGAGUGAGGAAGUGACUUGGUUAUAUGAGGAUGACGAGGGCAGGAAACAUGGGCCUCAUUCUCUUCAUCAACUCUAUUCUUGGCAUCGUUAUGGGUACCUACGGGAUUCAGUUAUGAUAUACCAUGCUGAAAACAAGUUUAGACCCACUACAUUGCUAUACAUUAUAAAUGCAUGGAGAGUUGAAAGAGCUGAUGCUGUCUCUGCAUCUGGUGUUAAAACCAAUGAAACUGGCUUAUUGGUGGAUUUCAUAUCUGAUAUUUCUCAAGGAAUUUCUUCUCAGCUGCAUGCUGGUAUAAUGAAAGCAGCUCGUAGGGUUUUGUUGGAUGAAAUAAUUAGUAACAUUAUCUCGGAGUUUAUUACUACAAGAAAAACUCAGAGACAUUUUAUCCUUGAAUCAGUUAGUCAGGCUGUUAAGACUCACUCUCUGGACAGCAAAAUGGUUGAAAGUGCCAGUGGGAUUAAAAAUUGUGUCUCUCCUGAGAGUGCUGCAGUGGACUUGCACAACAGACCUGAUCAGCCAUGUUUCAAUGAGGUUUCUUUACAAUCUUCUUCAAGCAUGAAAUCUGUUGGAGGCAUUGAGAACUUCUGGGGUUCACAUGCUGUUGUCUAUAAGGUGCUUUUUGAUUAUUGCAUGCAAGUCAUGUGGAAUGCUGUCUUUUAUGAUUGUGUAGCAGAGUAUUCCUCUGUCUGGAGGAGGAGAAAACUUUGGUUUGAUCAACCUAAGAUUACUAUGCCUGCUACUGACUGCUGGGAUCAUUGCAAGAAGUCUGCGGAAUUACCUGAUGAGCCUACAUCAUCUAGGAUGGAAUUGUUUGAUUGUGAUGAUGAUUGCCCUCCUGGUUUUGAACCUCCAACAAUAGCAAUAGAUAACUGUGUUGAGAGAUCUCCUGUAUCUUCAUCCACUGUUGGAGGAUUUUCAUCCAAACAAAAUGGUACAGCAUGCUCCUAUAACAUAUGUGAUAACUUGCAAUCCAUUGUGGAAACUGUUGAAAAUGAGCUCCAUUCUUCAAUGAAGGAGUUAAUGGCCAUGUUUGCUGAGACUCUUGUAGAAGGUGAAGCUAGGAAGGUAGUUCCUUCAACAGUUGAUGAUGGAUUGAAUGAGAUUUGUGCUGAAAAGGAAGCCAGUAAAUUAGUUAAUUCAUCAGAAGAAUGCAAAUUGAAUGAGGUCAGUGUUGAGUCUUCCAGUCAGUAUCAUGUGUCUCCAUAUGGUCCUUUGGACAUCUCUGACAAAAUAGGAGUCCUAUCAAAUGGAAUAGCUGAUGGGAGAAGUACAGCUGGUGAUUCUCAAAACCAAUUACAAGCUGGGAAAGUUCUAUAUCAGUCUGUAUCUGAAAAAUCUUCUGCUAGAAAUCAGGAUACUCUAUUUGCAAAUGCAUUUAAGAAAUUGUUUGCAAAUAUAAAGGAUAUAGAAAAUGAUCAAGAAUUUAAUGAACCACCUCCACCUGGGUUUGACAAUAAUUGUAAAGCUCCUAUUCCAGCACAUUGUAAAUUUCGACCUUCUAGGUCAAAUGAGCAUGUUCACAAGAUUGGAAUAUAUGUUGCCAUGGCAAUUUGUCGGCAGAAGCUGCAUGAUUAUGUACUAAGAGAGUGGAAAUCUUUAAUUUUUAAUGCUGGUCUCCAUCAAUUUCUUAAAACUUGGUGCACUUCAAAGAAGCACCGUCAGCCAAAAAUCAAGGAGGAAAGGCCAUGUAUUGCAUAUAAAGAAUGCCCUGGUGAUACUAAUAGUGUACUUGAAAAACUUAGGGAAGGUUCAAGAAAAUAUCAGACUUCUGGCUCUUCUGAAUUAUCUUUAGUGAUUGGUAAAUAUACAUAUUACCGCAAGAAAAAGCUGGUUCACAAGAAGUUAGAAUCUUCCAAGUUUUCUACUCCCGUUGAUCAUGGGUCAACGAAUCAAAUAGUUGACAAUCCUAGGAAACGCAAGGUUUCUAUAGAUAUGGUGGAAAAUGAAGAAUCAGAAACUGUUGCAGUGGCUCCUAAAAAGAUAAGGACAGACAAAAGUCUGACUGAAUCAUCUGUUAUAGCUAGGUCUUUGAAACCCAUUGCUAAAGCUAGUUUGCAUGGUCACCCCUUAUCAUCAAAGAGUGGUCAUCUCUCAUCAUCCAAGAGUGCAAGUCGGCGAAAAGCAGCGAGGGUUGUCACUGCAGAUCAAAAAAAUGAAGUGAAAGAAGGUUGUGUUAAAUCCAGCAGAGAGAAGCUGUCAACCCCUGAGAGCUGUAGUGACACACGGAUUGUUGUUGGGAGGACUGCACAGAAUGUUCGAAAUGAGAAAGAGCUCCCUACUCAUUCCCCCAAUAAGACACUAAAGGCAUCUAAGGUAUCAAAGUUAAAGAGGAAGCAUUUGAGUGAUGGCGAACCAGAACCUCCAUCAAAUUCGACUAAGAUUAUGAAACUAGCUAACAAUGCUACAAAGCAAGCUACUCCUAAACAAGCUGUUGAGAAAAAGACCAAAGCAGUUAGAUCAAGGACAUCAAAUCCCUGCCUCAGAUCAAAUGGAUGUGCACGGGCCUCAAUUGAUGGCUGGGAGUGGCAUAAAUGGUCAUUGAAUGCGAGUCAUGCAGAAAGGGCUCGUGUUAGGGGAAUUCAGUUCAUUCACACCAACUAUCUUGGUUCCAAGGUUAAUAAUACGAUGCAGUGCUUAAGUAACAAAGGCCUUUCUGCAAGAACAAACAGAGUGAAGCUACGUAAUCUGCUUGCUGCUGCAGAGGGUGCUGACCUUGUAAAGGCUACUCAAUUGAAGGCGAGGAAAAAGCGUCUACGUUUCCAACGAAGCAAGAUUCAUGAUUGGGGUCUCAUUGCUUCAGAACCAAUUGAAGCUGAGGAUUUUGUCAUUGAAUACGUUGGAGAAUUAAUUCGUCCCCGGAUAUCUGAUAUACGUGAACGUCAUUAUGAGAAGAUGGGAAUUGGCAGUAGUUAUCUUUUUAGACUUGAUGACGGUUAUGUGGUUGAUGCUACCAAGCGUGGUGGGAUUGCCAGAUUCAUAAAUCAUUCUUGUGAGCCUAACUGCUACACCAAAGUCAUUAGUGUUGAAGGUCAGAAGAAGAUUUUUAUUUAUGCAAAACGACAUAUAGCAGCUGGUGAAGAAAUUACUUAUAAUUACAAGUUUCCUUUGGAGGAGAAAAAGAUUCCCUGCAACUGUGGUUCAAAGAAGUGCCGUGGAUCAUUAAACUAAGGUGCAUAUGUCUGGUAUUUAUUCUCAGAGUUUCCUUUGAAUUUUCUCUGUACUGCAAUUUUGGCAUGCUUAAGUACACAUAAUGACAUCUAGAUGUCUGAAUUUCCUGACUGACUUAUCUUUUUUGUGUUUUAUUGGCAAUUCUCAGGCUCUUUUGUAACACUUUAGAGAUGGCAAGAUGCCACAGGCAUGUAAUUCCUUCUCUCAAUCAUGUUGCUUCAUGUUCUACCCGAUAAAAAUUUACUACAUUU